UACUAGCUUUCUCACACACGUGGAUAGCAUAUUAUCACGUCGGAUGGGAAUCUGCUCGUCUACUUUGUAAAAACAAUACAACUUUCACGGACUACCUCUUCACGGAACAUUUGUACAUUAGAGUUCAUGAACGUUUUUAUUUUGCUUAACUAUUUCUUAAGAAGACCAAUGAUACGAUGGAAAAUUUAGAACUGAACCCAUCAUCGCUGGCAACGAUAUGUAACCAUAUCGACAAAAGCCACAGCCAACUAAGCCAAUUUCUUUCCAAGCAGAUAUGGAGUCAGCAGGACAGACGAUGCAUUCUGGAGUGCCUCGCCCAGGUGCUGUUGGAGAAGGAUUAUACAUUGUUAAUUGCAAGACACUUGAGACCCCUUGUUCUGGACUUGCUGGAGCGAAAUGCAGAGAGGGUUAAGAGAAAUGGCAGGAUCAACCACGACCUCCACGAACGCCUGUGUGUGGCACUCAGCAAACUUCUUUGGAUUAGCCCCGAUGCUCAGGCGUUUGCUGCAAGGUACUUCAUUGAUGCCCCGCCAGUGUUUCAGAGGCUGUUCUUCACCAGUGAAGAGACGUCAACUGUUCAAUACGGUCCAAGGCGAAUGAAAUUGCGUGAUCUCAUGGCUGCAACUCUUCGUUUCCUCAAGAGUGAUUGUGGCAAGUUUGAAAAGCUAUGGGACUGGAGUCCAUGUGUUUCCCAGUUGCUCAUGAGCGAUGUCCUGGUUCGAGGGUACACUGCUCAUUGUUUAGCACUGGUGACUCGGAUGACUGAUAAUCAGAAAAACAUCUUUUUGAGUAAGCUUCUGACAAGUGAUGAGAUUCUGCAGAUGAAAAUCAGAGCUUUUGAAGAAGCUCAGCAGAUGACGAUAGAAAAAGCCCUUGUGUUAGCCAAUGAAGGAUCAUCCUUUGGGCGCAAGGAAAAGAAGCAUAUCCAGGGCCAGUUAAUAUCAGAGGACCUCUCUCAGAAUGUUGUGGCAAUCUGUGGCAUUGUGCUGCCUGUAAGAGGACAAAAACAGACUGAAAAGGUAAAUGAAAAGGACAUGGUGCUGGUGGACUCAACCUGCCUGAAUCUGAAAAGACUGGCAUUGGCUGUGGCUUCACAGAAGCCGGUGCUCCUUGAGGGGCCCAUCGGCUGUGGUAAAACUGCUCUGGUGGAGUUUAUGGCUACUGUUACUGGUCACACAGAAUCUUCAAAGAUUCUAAAGGUCCAACUUGGGGAUCAAACUGACAGUAAGCUACUGCUUGGGAUGUAUCAUUGCACUGAUAUACCGGGGAAGUUCGUAUGGCAACCAGGAACCCUGACACAGGCUGUCUCUAAAGGACUGUGGAUUUUGUUGGAAGACAUUGAUCAUGCACCGCUAGAUGUGAUAUCUGUACUCCUUCCAUUGAUGGAGAACAAAACAUUAAUGAUUCCAGGACGGGAAGAUAGCAUUGACAUAUCGCCUGGAUUUCAGUUCUUUGCAACAAGAAGAAUGAAUUUCAGCGGUGGCAGCUGGCACAAACCAACAAACUCCAAUGCAGCUUUGCUGGAUAAGUACUGGACCAGGCUGGAGAUUGGUAAUAUGACAAGGAAAGAAUUGAAGACGGUGGUUAUUAGCAAGUACCCAACCCUGACAAUGGUGGCAGAUCGUCUGUUAGACAUCUACUGCCACCUCACCGGUGAUAGACAUUUGGACCCAUCAUCCUCUCAAAGCUCCAAUGAAAACCAGCAGUCCAAGUCUGAGGAGAUCUCCACUCGGCUGGAGAGUAGAACACUUUCCUUAAGAGAUUUGCUGAAAUGGUGUGAGAGGAUCAACGUCAACUUUAACGGCACUUCUUCCGCCACUGCCCAGCAUGUGUUUCAAGAGGCUCUAGACUGCUUCACAGCAAUGAUGUCUCACCCUGAAAGCCAACUGCGGAUCGCUGCGAUAAUUGGAAGCAAGCUCAAUAUCUCCAAAGAAAAGGUGCAACACUUCUGUCAGAUGUAUCAACCUGCCAUCUCGUUGGCUGAGCAUGAGACCUUGGUGGGUCGAGUGAGUCUAGUUCGAAAGCAGACUGAAACGGUGCAGCUUGUAAUCAGUGAUCACCAGACUUUUGCUGCUACUCGUCCAGCUGCUGUUCUACUAGAGCGACUGGCUGUGUGCAUUGCUAAACAGGAGCCUGUUCUGUUAGUGGGAGAGACUGGGACGGGAAAAACCACCACCGUACAACACCUGGCCAGAAUUACAGGGCAUAAGUUGAUGGUUGUAAACAUGAACCAACAGAGUGAUACUGCAGACCUCCUUGGUGGGUACAAGCCAGUUGACCAUAGGCAGAUCUUACUUCCCCUGCGGGAGGCCUUUGAGGACCUGUUUUCCCAGACUUACUCCAGGAAGCAAAACCUAGCAUUUCUAGGCCAUGUGCAGACGUGCUUCAGGGAGAAACGUUGGCACGACCUUCUCAAACUCAUGGACCACGUCUGCAAAUCUUUCCUCACUAAAGAGUUGCAAGGAAAGCCAAAUGCCGCCUUACUGCAAGAGAAGUGGGACUUCAUGGCAACAAAAUUGAGUCAGACUCGGCAGCAGAUUCGAGCCUGUGAGACAGCCAUGAUCUUUGCUUUUGUGGAGGGAACAUUAGCCAAGGCGGUGAAGAACGGCUAUUGGAUCUUACUAGAUGAGAUCAAUCUCGCAGCAUCAGAGACCCUAGAGUGUUUGAGUGGACUGCUUGAGAGCAGUGCUGGAUCCUUAGUUCUGUUGGACCGUGGAGAUUUAGCUGCUCUUAUUCGACACCCAGACUUCAGAAUAUUUGCCUGCAUGAACCCAGCUACUGAUGUGGGUAAAAAAAACCUGCCCCAUGGCCUUAGGAACCGGUUUACAGAGCUGUAUGUGGAGGAGCUGGAUAAUGAGGGAGACCUGCGGAUCUUGGUUUCAGUCUACCUAAAAAAACUGAAUCCCCACAGGAGUGUAAUCGAUGGAAUCAUAAGUUUUUACCUGGCAGUGAGAAAAGAGGCUACCUCACACCUUGUGGGCGGAACCGGUCAAAGACCCCACUAUAGCCUGCGCACACUAUGUAGGGCACUGAAGUAUGUGGCAGCGAACCCAUGCAAAAUUGUGCAGCGCUCACUUUAUGAGGGUUUCUGUCUCAGCUUUCUAACUCAGCUCGACAGAAUGUCCCAUCCUGUGGUCCAGAAACUGGUUUGUCAGCACAUUCUCAAAGGAAACACCAAGUGUCUCAAUCAACCCAUUGUGGCUCCUUUAGGCAAACAAUGUGUGGCAGUUGAGGGCUACUGGGUUUCACAGGGAGAUUUGGAGCCAACUUUGGAUCCCAGCUACAUUCUCACACCCUCGGUCAAACUCAACCUACGGGACCUUGCAAGAGUGGUAUCUGCAGGAACUCACCCAGUGCUGAUCCAGGGGGAAACCUCUGUGGGGAAGACAAGUCUAAUCCGUUGGCUGGCUGCAGCGACUGGUAACCAUUGUGUCAGAAUCAACAACCACGAGCACACAGACAUCCAGGAGUACAUAGGAUGCUAUUGCUCAGAUGACAAGGGCAAACUGGUGUUCACAGAGGGCAUUCUCAUCGAUGCCAUGAAGAAAGGUUACUGGAUCAUCCUUGAUGAAUUGAACCUGGCCCCCACUGAUGUUCUUGAGGCCCUCAACAGGCUGCUAGAUGACAACAGGGAGCUUUUCGUUGUGGAGACACAGGAAGUCAUCAAGGCUCACCCAAGAUUCAUGCUGUUUGCUACCCAGAACCCUCCUGGUCUCUAUGGGGGUCGAAAGGUUCUCUCCAGAGCAUUCAGGAAUCGCUUUGUGGAGCUGCACUUUGAUGAGCUACCUAGCACAGAGCUGGAGACCAUCCUCCAUUUGCGGUGCAGCAUGCCUCCAUCGUACUGUACAAAACUAGUCAAGGUCAUGAUAGAUCUACAGUCAAUGCGCAGAGGCUCUUCUGUCUUUGCAGGCAAACAUGGGUUCAUUACUCUCAGAGACCUGUUCCGCUGGGCAGACCGCUACAGGCUGGAAGAGCAGACUGAAGCCUCUCAGGACUGGCUUCAGCAUUUGGCUGAUGACGGAUAUAUGUUGCUAGCAGGACGCGUGAGAAAGCCCGAGGAGGAGGCCACCAUCCUGUCCAUCCUCGAAAGGCACUUUAAGAGGACCGUGCACCCAGAAAACCUGUUCUCUCAGAAACAAGUCAACAAACAGUUUAAUCCCUUUGUUGAUAGCAUUGCUGGAGUUCCAAAGGAUUUUCACCAUGUGGUAUGGACACACAGCAUGAGGAGGCUAGCUGUGUUGGUUGGACGAUCACUUCGAUUUGGCGAGUCUGUGCUGCUCGUCGGGGACACUGGGUGUGGAAAGACUACAAUCUGCCAGCUGUAUGCUGCUGUGACUGGGAAGAAGCUUUUUUCUGUCAACUGCCACCUUCACAUGGAAACAUCAGACUUUCUAGGAGGGUUGCGACCUGUCCGACAUUCCUCUCAGGCUGACGCUGAUGAAUGCAAGCUCUUUCAGUGGCAUGAUGGGCCCUUGGUUUUGGCCAUGAAAAACGGUGGGGUGUUCCUCAUGGAUGAGAUCUCCUUGGCAGAUGACUCCGUUCUUGAGAGACUAAAUAGUGUUUUAGAGAUGGAGAAGUCACUUGUCCUGGCAGAAAAAGGCAGUGGCGAUGACAAUGAUGUGGAACUGAUCAAAGCUGCUGAGGAUUUCCGUCUGGUUGCCACUAUGAACCCAGGAGGAGACUUUGGAAAGAAGGAGCUUUCUCCUGCCCUCAGAAACCGCUUCACUGAGAUCUGGUGUCCACAAAGUAAUGACCGUGCUGACCUUCAUCAGAUUAUCCAACACAAUCUAUGUCCUGGGCUCUCACUCGAUGGUGGUGAGAUUGCAGACGUGAUCCUGGAUUUCACUGAGUGGUUGACCCUUCAAGAUUUUGGCCGUCAUUGUAUCAUCAGCGUCAGAGACAUUCUUUCAUGGGUUAACUACCUCAAUGUUGUGUGUAAACGGCAUGACAAGGAAGGUGGUACGGAAUUGGACCUCAAGCAGGACACUGUUCAAGCUCUUAUCCACGCUGCGUGUCUGGUUUAUAUUGAUGGGAUUGGUUCAGGAACCACUGUGUCCAGUUCCAACAAUGCUAUCAUGGCACGCAAGAUGUGCUUGGGCUUCUUGCACAACCGCCUGAGCAAAAUGAAUAAACCGGAUCAGGAGACACUUGAUACACUCAGAAUCUACGACAGCAGCCUUCUGCGAGAACCUCAAUGGGGCAAAGAAUUCUUUGGCAUCAACCCUUUCUACAUUCCCUUAGGUCCUCUGGCUGAGAGCAAUAACCUAUCGGAUUACACCAUUGGAGCAGGCACUACUGCAAUGAAUGCCCUGAGGCUUUUGCGGGCAUUGAAACUUAAGAGGCCCGUUCUGCUGGAGGGAUCGCCUGGUGUGGGGAAGACUAGCCUUGUAUCUGCACUGGCGAAAGCUUCAGGGAACCAUCUGGUCAGAAUAAACUUGUCAGAGCAAACAGAUGUCACAGAUUUGUUUGGGACUGACCUACCUGUAGAAGGAGGGAAGGGAGGAGAGUUUGCAUGGCGCGAUGGUCCACUUCUGGCUGCUUUGAAGUCGGGGAACUGGAUUCUCCUAGAUGAGCUGAAUCUGGCGUCCCAGUCUGUGCUGGAAGGAUUGAACGCCUGCUUUGAUCACCGAGCAGAAAUCUUCAUUCCUGAGCUGGGCAUGACCUUCCAAGUUCAUCAAGAGAAGACAAAAAUCUUUGGCUGUCAGAACCCAUACACACAAGGAGGUGGCCGUAAAGGGCUUCCCAAAUCCUUCCUUAACAGAUUCACACAGGUGUUUGUGGACCACCUCACCAGCAAAGACAUGGAGUUCAUCGGAAAUUCAAUUUUCCCGGCAAUUGAUAAAGAAAUAAUUUCUCGAAUGGUGGAAUUCAGUGACAGCCUUUUCCAGGAGGUGAGUCUUGAACGGCGCUGGGGUCAAAAAGGAAGCCCCUGGGAGUUCAACCUGCGUGACAUAUUUCGCUGGUGUCAGCUGAUGCUGGCCGAUCAGUCUCCAGGAUUUUUCAACCCUGGCCAACAUGUGGCUCUGGUAUAUGCGGACAAGAUGAGAACAGAGGCCGACAAGGCACAGGUGCUGGCUGUGUUCAGGAAGGUAUUUGGGGAAGAGUUUGAACCUUACAUGGGUUCCAGACAAUUUCAUAUCACACCACUCAGCUUUCAGAUGGGCUUCUCUCUACUGCAGCGAAGUGGUGGAGCGCCUGUGGGCUUAGAUCCGCCACUCUCCAUCACACAUCAAGCCCUGGGGCCACUUGAGUCCUUAAUGAAAUGUGUUGAGAUGAACUGGAUGACCAUACUGGUUGGGCCAACGGGCAGUGGAAAGACCAGCCUGGUGAGGCUACUUGCUCUCUUGACAGGAAACCGCCUCAAAGUCAUGCCUAUGAACAGUGCCAUGGACACUACAGAGUUACUGGGAGGCUUCGAACAGGUGGAUAUUAUGCGUCCAUGGCAACAUCUUCUUGAAAGCGUCUACUACUUAGUUGCCCUGGUCGCAAGGCGUGGAUUGAUGUCGCUGGAUGUAUGCCUUCAAGACACCGAGUUUCUACUGCAGACAUGGGGCAUCUUUUACCACUGGCUGAGGGAAGAGAAGCCCGAAAGCUCGACAAGAACAUUGAACUUUGAGGCUGUAAACAAACUGGAAGUCAUUGUCGUCCUCUUGCAAAAACUGAACACAAAGCUCAAAGUGUUCACAGACAUGUCAAAACUGCAACAGGACUUCAUGCUACUAAAAGAGCAUAUGUCGCAGUUGAAAAAUGGAUGGACAAAUGGAGGAUUUGAAUGGUUAGAUGGAAUGCUAAUCCAAGCCAUGCAGGCAGGUGAUUGGUUGCUCAUGGACAACGCUAACUUCUGCAGUGCCUCUGUGCUGGAUCGCCUGAAUGGUCUCCUGGAACCUAGUGGAUCUCUCAUCAUUAAUGAACGUGGAGUUAUAGAUGGGAAGAUCCCAAUAAUAACACCGCAUCCUAACUUCAGGUUGUUCCUGACAAUGGACCCUGUGCACGGAGAGCUCUCCAGGGCCAUGAGAAACAGAGGGGUAGAAAUUUAUAUCCCUGGGGAAACUGACGGAAUAUCCUGGGACACACUGGAUUUGAAAACAUUGCUUCACACUGCUGGAGCGACUGGGGACUGUGUGUGUAAUUUGCUGAUAGAAAUACACAAAAGCAUCAAAUCUGCCAUCUGGGAUUCCCCUGCCUCAUCAGUGACCUCAAUGCUCCAUGCUGCCACCCUAAUGUUCUGCCAGCUACAAAGAGGCGUGGAUUUACCCAGUGCCCUGCAGCAUGCCUGUCAAGAGGUUUACUCCCUCAGUCAACGCACCACUGCCAGCCAGAAGCUCGCCCAGCAGGUGAUUGAGCAGCGCCUGUCUAUUCUGGACACCAAGAACUUGGACACUGGGUUACUUUGUGCUGGCGUCUGGCCUGACAGCUUCCCUUCUGCAUUGCUCUCCACUGAGGAUUCCUGUUUCUCUACUGUCCUUCGAGAUGGACAGGUGUUGUCAUUUUGCCUCAACACCCUCAGUUUACAGGGGAAACGGAAUCGCCCACUCAGUUUGACUGACCUGCAGAGGGUCCUUCAGAGCAGCAGUUUACACGAAGGUCUGGUCUUUGAGAGAGGGGAAAAUCUGGAGCACGCAGAUGUGCUGCAGCUGAUACCAACAGCAGUCAGACUUGUCACGGAGUGUGCAUCUCACGGGGACUGGAUCAUGCGCAGUCGCUGGCUCUCACAUCUCGGAAAGAGCUCCACUUUCGCCCCUGAUCUGGCUUUGGUUCAAGUGGAAGCUGGAAACAGAGUUCUAAAGGCUGUUUUCAGUUGUCAACUCGCUGCCCAGGGCAAAUCCCUUGCUGAACUGCUGCAACCGCAAAGCAUCGAUGAGUACAGAAUUCUGGUGGACAUGCGCUGGAACAAGCAGUACUUGGACAUUUUAGCCAACAAGUGUAACUUUGAGGAUGAGAAAAGAUAUGUGGCGUUUAUGGAGGAGCUGAAUGCAGUUGCCAAUAGGAUCACUCUACUGAUGGACCGAGAAGAGAGGGCAGUAAUUUGCAAGUUUGCUGUCAAACUCUCAGAUCACAACUGUGCCCUGAGAAUGGCCAUGGGCUUUUCCAAAGGGACUGUGGACAUGAGUCACCUUCCUCAUCCAGUGCUGAGACACCUACACACCUUCUUUGACCUGUGGAAUUCCUUCACGCUGCAGGCUAUACAGGGCGGACAGACUUAUAUCCCAGACCAUGUUAUGUUUGAGAUCCUGCAGCUCCUGCAAUGGCUUGACCGUUUUUGGAACAUUUGCAACAUGAUGCCAGCAGACACUCAAGGGAUCUCAGUGAUGUCAAUGCACUGGCAAUGGGUACAGAAGCACCUCAUCCCCUGUCUGCCCCUGCUCUUGCUGGGAGACGCUGAUGUCACAUUCGAAUGCUACCAAGAGCUAAGGGCAGUUGCAGGAACCAUUCAGACUCUCCUGUCCACUCCAGUGUCUGUGGCUACAGCACUAAAAGGCAUCCAGAGAACCUUGGGAAAAUCUCUGCCGUUUAAGUUGGAAACUGUUGCGAAGUGUGCAUCACAGCUCAGAAGUUUGAGUCAAGCCCUGGAUGUGAAAAACUUCACUUUGGAUCCCACAUUCAGUUCUUGGAAGCAGGAACUAAUCUAUCUUCAUGUUGUUGGACUUCGUGUGGACAUUAAAGAAAGUCUCCUUGACGCCUGGGGACUCGUCCUGAUGGCAAACAAUGAGCUGGACACACAGAAAUUUGCAAUAUUGGAGAGGUUGGUGUCAAGUGUGGAAAACCAGCAGCACCAGAUGACAUCCUGCGGUCUCUUGAAGACCAACAGCAUGUCCCAAGAGGAUGGACCAGCAGAAGAAUUCCCUCUGUCUCAACAAGAACUUCAGCACCUUAGCCGCAGGGCUCAAUUGUGGCCUCUGAUGGAGAAAGUGGCUGCCCUCAACCAUCUGAGGCUCAGUACAGAAUUAUUGCAACUGUCUUUUUCACAUAGUGACCAAGAAGCACUGGACAGCUUGCGCCUACAAAUCUCCAGACAUCUUCGCUAUUGCCUCCAGUCCACGCCCAUGAGUGUAAUUCAACUUCGGCCACUGUGGUUUCUGCUCAAGAGUGAAAGGCCGGUGGAGGAACUACCAUUUGUAUGGUGUGAGCUCCUGUCUGAGGCUUUGGCUGCUCUGUGGACGAACAGCGCAACAUCUGACCCUGACCGUUGGCUGAAAUGGAAUCCACUCAAUCCUGAGAAACAACCUGAUUCAGAGCCACAUUGUGCAGUAAAAAAUAUGGGACCAGCUUUGUUAAAUAAAGCUGUGUGGUCACAUUGUGCCCUGGGAGUGCUCAACACCUGUGCAACUGCAAGACAGUGGGAACCAUCAGGGACUGCUCUCCUCUUAUUUUCAAAUGUGAACCUGGGGGAGUGGAAGGAACAGACUCAGCAGCUCCAGGAUUUGUCUGCAAUCUUGUGGGACAAUAUGGCUUUUCCAGCAUUGGCCAACCUAAGAGGCACAGAUUUGAAGCUCCAGGGUGCCAUCCUACGUCGACAAUUACAGAGUAUGGCACACAUGUUACCUCACAGUUUGCAGGAGGUUUAUCUGGCUCUCUGUGAGAGCGUGGUUGAGAAAUCCAACCCACUAAUUGCUGCUGAGGAGAUCCAGAAAAUUCUCAGCGAUUGCAUUUCCCCGAAAUUGCUUCCUGAUGGAGUAGUGGAUACCUGUAUUGCCUGCCUGAAGCAGUUUGUUGAAAACAAAGUUCAAGGCACCAACUCUGUGGCCUACGCUGGUGCGUUCUGGGUCAACAUGGGGUUGCUUAAUAUCAAUUUAUGGGCACCACAGACCAUCUUUGACCCAGCUGUCAAGAGAGCCUACAAACUCAAUUAUGCCCAGCAGGAGUUAGCCAUUCUGCAGACAGAGUGGAAAGUACGGAGCAUGUCCUCUGAGCUGAAGACUGGAGCGGAGUUGGAGGAGAGUAGUACCACUGAUGGUCUCAAACAUCCUCGAAUCAGGUACCUCUGGAUCCGUAUGCAGCAGGUAAAGGCACAAAUAGCCGAGCUUUCCAGGAAGCAGGCAUUUCGCCCCCAGGAACCCAACUAUGGAAGAUUAUUCCAGGAUCUCCAGCACUACCUCUGCAGCAUUGGUCAGGCAUCAGCAGUGCAAGACCUACUCUCACACCUACAGAGUGCUCUGCAGAGUUCCUCGUCGUUAACACGAUCGGCCAUCCAGAGUCUUCUGAAGGAGGAGAGCGUGUGGCAGAACUCUCAGCAGUGCUUCUACCAGAGGCUAAAAAAGGACUAUCUUCUUUACCCUGAUGUCGUCGGUCCAGUGCAGACUGGAAUCAUCCAGCUCCGACAUGGCAUGAAGCUGGUUGCCUCCCAAAUAACUUCUUCUCUCUAUCAUGUGCCUGAACUUUCCAAACUGGUCUCCUGCCUCCUUUCCUUUCCCUCCCUGACCCCUAGUAUGCAGUCUUACCUAUCCCAUGCUGAUUUCCUCUGCUCCAAAGAAUGUCAGGGAACUUUGCGUAGCCUUGGGCAGUUGCUGUCACAAAAAGACCUCAUUCAUGUGGACGUGCCACCCUCCACAUUACUACUCAAUGCUCUUCUGUUUGUGCAGUGCCACGCACUUAGCACAGGACAGUUCAGCGAUGACACACAAAACAUCUUUAGGCAUAUCUGUCAGGCUCUAGUGAAUGAGUGGGACGAAAUGGAGAAAAAGAAGAGAGACCAAGAACAGCAGGAGGCUUGUCUGUACCGCAGUCGUAGUCAGCAGCAUGGUACAGGACUGACUGAGGCACAGCAAGAGGAGAAGGACUUCAGAUGUCUGUUUCCUCUAUUUGAUAAGGACUUUUCAGACAUGUCUCUGCCGAGCCUGGAGGGCCCCACUGAUGCAGACCUGGAGGAAGAUGAAGCCAGUAGGGGGCUCGAUGAAAAAAGUUUUCUGUCGACUCCUACAAUGAACACAGUCGUGCAAAUUCAUCAGCGCCUAUGUCUUGGUUAUGCUCAGUCAUUGUGGUACCGGAGCAGAUUACCCAACAGUCAAAGCAAUGACUUUAUCAAGGCCCUGGUUUCUUCUUACCAAAUUGCUGCCCCGCUGAUUGCACACUUCUAUCAUCUAAUUGAACUAAACCAGCAGUUUGCAGGCAGUGAACUGCUGCUGUCAACUCUCAUCCAGAACACAGUGCAAGGGUCACCAGGAACAGAUACUCUGGUUCUCAACUCAGAAGGGCCUUAUGACUUCUAUCAGCACCCCAAUAUGAGUGAGGCCCGCCUCUGUCUUCCUAUUCUGGAACAGAUGAGGGUAGCUGUAAAUAAGAGACUUGAGGAAUGGCCCGAGCACCCAGCGCUUGUGCAGCUGAUUGUGGUGAUUGAGAGGAUCAUGGGUUUCAGCUUGUCCAGUCCCAUAGCAAAGUUUCUCAAUGGCUUGGAGAUACUACUGAGUAAAGCACAGGAUUGGGAGAAUAAUGCCAGCCGUGCGGUCUCCUUGCAGAGCAACAUUGCACCAGUUACACAGCUCAUUAUCAAGUGGCACAAACUGGAGUUAAAUUGUUGGUCAAGCAGUCUGGACAAUGCUGUGAAACGACAUACUGAGAAAUCCACAAAGCACUGGUUUUCUAUUUACCAGCUCUUCGCAAAAUAUCUGGAAGAUCAGAUGAUGAAUGCAAAUACAGGCGAAGAGUUGGGAGGUUUGUCCCUGUCCUCGUUGUCAUCCACAUUACAAGCCUUUGUGGAGGGUUCGAGCCUGGGCGAGUUCCAUACCCGCUUGGCCAUGUUACUCAGCUUUCACUGUCACUUCCUUCUGCUCCCCAGUCAGCCUGGACAAGUUACAUUGUCAAAUCUUCUGUGGAACCUACACAAAUAUUACAGUCAAUUUUCAGACUGCAUUCAGAACAAAAUCGGACAGCUCAGACAGCCGAUUGAGAAGGAGCUCAAGGAUUUUGUCAAAAUCUCCAAGUGGAAUGAUGUUAGUUUCUGGUCUAUCAAGCAGUCAGUGGAAAAGACACAUCGAACCCUCUUCAAGUUUGUCAAGAAGUUGGAGGAGAUUCUGAAUGGCCCCUGUUUUACUGUUCUGGUAGAACAGAAAAACAUUGUCUCUCUUGACAAUACUGACAUACAUUCGGAUGAAACACCCAUUCAACGAAUUCAUCAGGCCCUCAAACAAGCCCUGCCAGGAAAGAACACAAACCAUCAGAACAAGGAACAAGAUGGAGGAGUCAAGUUGGAAUCACUGCAAGGACGUCUGCCAGUUUUGGUCAGAAAGAUGAAGAAAAUAUGUGUCCAAUAUGUACAGAAACACCCAGCAAUGGAGCUCACUCUAGAUCUGGACUUCUUUACAGGCGAAGUCCUCAGAAAUCUGAAUGACCUGCAAAGUCUUACCAUUGACAUGUCAGUGGAAAAAGACAAACAGACAGCUCAGGUGAAACACAUCCUGCAGCAGAAGCAGAGAGCUCUGUCCGGCCUGUUCCAAAUACUUCGGGAAAUAGGUCUGUCAUACCGGAAAGGGUUGAUAUUGAACAGGACUGCUGACCAAGAGGAAACUCUCUGCAUACAGCCAUUGGAUAUGAGCGCAGCUUUCGCGACUGUCAUGAACCACGAAUCUACUGAGACCAGAUUGUUGUCAGAGUUGAUCAUCGCUGGGGAUGGAUGUCAGCGUUACUUCUACCGUUCAUGGGCUAGGAUAAACGCCCUUAAGACAGCACUCCAGCAUGCCCAAAAAGAUCUGGGUCUAGGGAACAUCGAGCGAUGCAGAGGCUUUUCAUCUCAUCUCUUUAACCUACUCCUUAGACAGAGGCAACGACUGGCCAAGCUGACUGAGCAGUGGGUCUGUUUGAGGAGGCUAACAAGCACCAUCCAAGAUAUCAAGGAUACACUCCAAAGUCAAGGAGAAGACGCAGACGGCACACUCCUGCCUCAGGCACCGCUGUACGAUUGGGUCAACAAAGGCCAUGCUCUUGCUGCUCAGUGUUCAAUCCUCCUGCAGCAGCUCUCCUGGCUCGUGCAGUGCUGCCCCGAACCACCUCAGCUGCAGGAGGAGGAGAAUAGUAAAUCUUGGUUGUACUCUCUGAGAUGCACAUCUCCAAUGGCAGCUCACCAUCAGCCCCCUGUUUGCCGCAUGAGGAAAGGAGAUGCCACCUGGAGUCAACUCAACCAGCAUGUAGCCGCAAUGCUGAAGCAGAUGCUGAGCUUGAAGACCGAGCUUCACCGAAUAACACAGCAGAGCUCAGAGAGAGUACUUCUGACAUGGAGGCAUUAUGUUACGUGUUGUUCGGCUUUUGACCAGCUGGCAACUGUGGCCUCUCAGCUGUUUGAUAUUGAACAGCUCUUCAUGCCAGCCACAUCUCUCAGCAAUAUAAACCUUAUCCCAGCCAUCAUACAGAGCCUACAGUUUGUUAGGAAAGAAGCAAUGACAAACGUCACGGAGUUUACCUCUUGGAAGAACCAGAAUCUCUCAGAUGUACACCCUACCUCAGAUGCCCCGUCUGCAUUCUGUUUGGAGUUUUCGACUGAGCUAGAUGCAAACAUAAACGGCUUGUUGUGUGCUGUCCAGACACUUGUAAAGAGAAGGGAGAACAUUGAGGAAAGCGCUCGAAAAGUUGACAAAACAGUGAGUGAUGAUAAAGAUGUCGGCAAAGAGCUUGUGGAAGACUUACUGAAGCCACGACACUUCACCCAUCACUUGGAGGAGGAGCUGGCUGCUGAUGUGGAGUCUAUGUGUGUGGGAGAUGUGAACGCCAGGCUGGAGAGGCUCCUCAGCUGCUUAAAGAUGCACACAAACUCUUUAAAGCCAAAGAAGCUCCAGGAGGUGAACAGAGCAUGUAGGAUGCUGGUGCGUGUGGAGCCUCUGCUGGGGAUUUACUCCGACCUGGUCCGUUACUUCUUGUCUGUGUCAGUGGGAGUGCACAGGUGCACCGGCAAACUGCUUUCGGUGUUGGCUAACAUCUUCACUGAGCUCGCACUGAAGGGUUUCUGCUUGCCUCAGGAGCUGACCACUGGAGAAGGUGACGGUGCCACUGAGUUUCAUGACUAUGAAGGUGGUGGAAUUGGUCAAGGCGAGGGCACAAAGGAUGUCAGUGACACAAUUGAGAAUGAAGAUCAGGUGGAGGAUUCCUGUGCAGAGGGUCAGGAAAAAGAACAUCAAGAUGACAAGAAAAUUCAAGCAGAAGACAAUGCUAUUGAGAUGUCUGAGGAUUUUGAUGGCCAAACACAUGAUGGUGAUGAGCAUGAUGCUGAUGAUGAUGAGUCGGAUAACGACACUGACCAGGAGGAGGAGUUGGAUAAAAAGAUGGGUGAACUGGGUGAUGGACAGACAGAUACUCUUGAUGAGAGAAUGUGGGGUGGGGAUGAGGAGGACAAUGAUGAUGAUGAUGACGGAGGAAGUGACAACGAGGAAGAGUCUGGCCAAGGCAUGGACCAGGGUGAAUCUGUAUUAGCCGCAAAGGAUGACCAAUUAGAUGCCGCCGAACCUGACAAAAACAAACAGGACAGUGAUGACAAGAUGGACGCUGAAGAGAAAGACAAAAUCAACGAGCAAGGAGAUGAGAGAGAUUUUGAUGAGAAUGAAGUGGACCCCUAUCAUGGCCAGCAGGAUAAGAACCCUGAAUCCGAGGCAAUCGAUCUGCCUGAAGAUCUUAACCUGGACCAGGAUGACGAGAUGGAAGACAAUGGUCAAGAUGAAGGUGAUGAAGAAAAUCCAUUUGACAUUGACAAUGACAAGGAAGUGAUCAUAGAAGGGGACGAAGAAGGACCGAAAGAGGGAGAUGAAGAAGAGGGAGAUGAGCAGAUGGAAGAAGACAAGCCAAACCAAAAAGAAAAAGACAACAGAGAACCAGAGUCACAGAGUGAAACAGAAAAGAGCGAAGUCGAUACAAAAACAGAAGACCGUGAAUCCCAGAAAGAUGAGAAUCUCUCUUUCCCAAAAGAGGAAGGUCCCUCUCCUAAGGAGGAGGCUGAUGGUAUGGAUGAUGCGGAGGAUCCAUUGGAGUCAACUGAGAGGAAAGAACAUGCCACUGAUGGGCAAACCGGGGAGCAGAAUUUCCAGAGUGAUACUGCUGUGGAGCUGGCUGGAGAGGCAUCAGAGAGAGACCAAGCAAAAGAGGAGCAUGGGACCGGAGCAGCUGAUGCUUCCGUAUCAGAAGGUCACCAGUCAAAGCUGACUGCAAGGAUGCCUUCAUAUACACAGAAACAUAACAGCACUCAGAGCUUUAAAAGAAAACCUGGUCAAGCAGACAAUGAGCGUUCAACGGGUGACUCCAAUGAGCUUGUGAACAAGCGUCUUCGUACGUUGGAAAGCUCUCAUGAGCAGACGCAAGAAAGCAGGCAAGGUGAAACCCAACAAGAGUCCGACCUAUAUGAGCAUAUCAAAGAGGGCGACAUCCCCUACGAUCGGCAAACAUACGAUGUCGCCAAUGCGAAUCAGGAGGCAGCAGAGCAUCGACAGGUCAAGGAUGAGGAGGAUCUUUCAAUGGAAAUAGAAGAACAAGAUGAUGAUUUGCAUGCUGCUGAAGUCCAGGAGCUGAAACAUCAGUCGCUGGAUACAGCUAUGGCCCUGCAGGAGCAAGCAGGUGUAGAGAAUGUAGAGAUGCAUCUGCAGAGGCAAGAGAAUGAAGACAAAGAAUGGGAGCGUGGCAGGCAUUCACGAGAUGCCAAGGAAGCCGAGAAAAAUUCUGAAUCAACCUUUCACACCCUGACUGAGAUGCUCGUAGGCACAAUGCAGAAGUUCGACAGAGACCCAGACGACAUCCGGAGGGAGCUGGAGUUGCAGUUGUCAAUGUGGCACAAACUAACUCCAGGAACGCAGGAGGAGGAGAGUGCAGCAGCAUACAUGUGGCGGCAGUACAAGACAAUGACCUACCUACUCUCCCAACAAUUGUCCGAGCAGCUUCGCCUUAUUUUGGAGCCCACGCAAGCUGCAAAGCUCAGAGGGGAUUACCGCACAGGAAAACGCCUUAACAUGAGAAAAGUGAUCCCAUAUAUUGCCAGUCAGUUCCGGAAGGACAAGAUCUGGUUGAGGAGGACCAAGCCCAGCAAAAGAGAUUACCAGAUCUGCCUGGCUGUGGAUGACUCCUCUAGUAUGGUGGACAACCAUUCCAAACAGCUGGCGUUUGAAUCCUUGUCAGUGAUUGUCAAUGCUCUCACUCUGCUGGAAGUUGGACAAGUGUCUGUUUACAGUUUUGGUGAGCAGGUGCAGCUUCUGCACCCAUUCCAGCAGCAAUUCAAUGAUGAUUCUGGAGCUCGGAUCCUCCGAUUGUGUACAUUCCAGCAGAAGAAGACACGAAUAGCUCAGUUCCUGGAGAGUGCCACCAAGAUGUUUCUUGCAGCACGAAAACAGAUCUUUCGAUCGACAAAUUCAGAGACGGCCCAGCUACUGAUCAUCGUAUCAGAUGGUAGGGGAUUGUUCCUGGAAGGAAAUCAGCGAGUGAUGGCAGCGGUGCAGGCAGCCCGCAACGCAAAUGUGUUCCUGAUCUUUGUGGUACUUGACAAUCCCAACUCACGGGACUCCAUCCUGGACAUCAAGGUGCCACUCUUUAAAGGGCCAGAGGAACUCCCAGAGAUCCGCUCCUAUAUGGAUGAGUUUCCAUUCCCCUUCUAUGUCAUCCUGCGAGAUGUCAAUGCUUUGCCAGAGACUCUGAGUGAUGCACUAAGGCAGUGGUUUGAACUUGUCACAACUGUCGACCAGUGAGGGUGUUUUCACCCACCCCAAAGGUGAUAUUGUUAAUGAAAGAAAUCAAACUGUAUUGCUAAUUCAUGACUUCAAAGAGAAAAAAAAGACGCUGCUGUAAAUGUGCAUUUUCUUAGAUGCUGUGUCACAAUUCUCAAAUCGUUGUAGUUUUAACAUUGUCUUUUUUUACACCGGGUGUUCUAUUUCAUUUUCAAAUGAAUCAUGAUUGCCCAACUUGCAAGUUGGUUAUGAAGUUGAAAUGUAACAAUGUUUUUUUUUUUGGGCGGGGGGAGUGUUCACCUUGUUGAAAUCAUGUGCUGUAUUUGAUUUUUGUGUAUUAUUUCAGUG
This is a messenger RNA of Hippocampus zosterae (dwarf seahorse), 16970 nucleotides long. RefSeq names its product midasin AAA ATPase 1 (gene mdn1). NCBI's taxonomy places the organism in Eukaryota, Metazoa, Chordata, Actinopteri, Syngnathiformes, Syngnathidae. Gene Ontology annotation, biological process: rRNA processing; ribosomal large subunit assembly. Gene Ontology annotation, cellular component: nucleus; preribosome, large subunit precursor. The coding region runs from base 177 to 16643 and encodes 5488 amino acids. The record is from RefSeq and is a predicted model, not a curated record. The transcript has 102 exons. Gene Ontology annotation, molecular function: ATP hydrolysis activity; ATP binding.